UAGUCAUGGAGAAGCGUCCUCUGUGUUGCCCCGGUGACCGGCUUGUUUGGAUGGGAGAGACCUGAACAACGGAGGACAGGAGAGGACCCAUCAUCGUGCUAUACCGGACUUUAAAAUUUUACAAUGGCGAAGCUGGUCCAGCUCCCACCAAAGUUCCUUCCUAAAGAGUGGAGUAUUACUAACCAGAUGCGCUUUGCCAACGCAGAAGCUCAAAGGUCCCGAUCUGAGAGGCUGGUUGCUGAAAGUGAGAGACUGGUUGAUGAAAUUGAAAAGACAACACAGAAAACUCAAAAGGAUGUCAACAAGAAGCUAGAGCAGAGAUUGGACGACAUCCAGUUUUGGAAGAAAGAAUUAGAUAACGAGCUUGAAGACACAGUUAAUGACCUAGAACAGCUGCUGGCUUAUAAAAUUCGCCUGGAAAAAGCCUUACAGAGCUGUAUGGAGCCUUUGUCCAUAGCCCAGCAAUGCUUAGUGGAAAGAGAGAAGAGAGUUGGGAUAGACCUGGUUCAUGAUGAAGUAGAAAGAGAACUCAUCAAGGAAGUGGAGGUGAUCCAAGGGGUGGUGGCAUUACUGCAGAGGACUUUAGAACAAAUCACAGAGCAGAUACGGCUGAGCCGAUCCGCUAAGUACUUCCUGGAAAAGGACCUGAAAGACAAGUUCCAGGCUUUGAAAAUUGAUAAUCAUUGCAGGACAUUCACAAACAACACUCCCGCCAUCGGAUAUGCUUCCAAUGUUGUGACAGUCCAGAGCUCAGUCAACCCAAUUGAAUGGGAGGAAUUCAGCAACACAAACAUUGUGAAAGCAGAGAAGCAGAAAAAUAGCUCCGUAGCACUUCGGACCCUUAUUGACAGCAUCUUGUCUGAAACAGCCAGCGAUAUGCGCAAACAGUGUGAUACUGUCAACGUUGCCCUGAAAAACCGCGUCGCAGAGACAAAGGAUGCAAAAAAUAAGUUGGAAGUGCACUUAGCUAAGGUUAUGGAUGAGAUCACUUCACAGGAGAAGAACAUAGAAAGCCUGAAGAAAGCCAUCGCUGAUAAGGAAGGUCCAAUCAAAGUGGCUCAGACCCGCCUGGAGACAAGAACACUGAGGCCUAAUGUAGAGCUCUGCCGAGACCCUGUACAGUACAGACUCGUCAGUGAGGUUCAGGAGAUUUCCACAAAUGUUGAAAGACUACGUGAAACUUUGAGCCAAGCAGAAGCUGAAUUAAAAGGCUUGAUCCGUAACCAACUAUCUUUAGAAGAAGAAAUUCAGGUUAAAGAAAAUACCCUGUACAUUGAUGAAGUGAUAUGUAUGCAGAUGAGAGAAGCUAUAUCGAUCAACAAUUUCUAAUGUUUGUUUUGGCGGUAAUUUUUCAACAUACAAACCUAAAAUAAAAUAUUCUUGUGCUGUG
Rana temporaria (common frog) is the source of this 1390-nucleotide messenger RNA. RefSeq names its product tektin 1 (gene TEKT1). Gene Ontology annotation, cellular component: microtubule cytoskeleton; nucleus. Bases 124 to 1329 code for a protein of 401 amino acids. NCBI's taxonomy places the organism in Eukaryota, Metazoa, Chordata, Amphibia, Anura, Ranidae. The record is from RefSeq and is a predicted model, not a curated record. Gene Ontology annotation, biological process: cilium movement involved in cell motility; cilium assembly. The transcript is spliced from 8 exons.